Macadamia integrifolia is the source of this 890-nucleotide messenger RNA. Its product is annotated as 40S ribosomal protein S5. The transcript is spliced from 4 exons. Gene Ontology annotation, molecular function: structural constituent of ribosome; mRNA binding; rRNA binding. Bases 94 to 687 code for a protein of 197 amino acids. Gene Ontology annotation, cellular component: cytosolic small ribosomal subunit; ribosome. The record is from RefSeq and is a predicted model, not a curated record. Gene Ontology annotation, biological process: ribosomal small subunit assembly; translation. NCBI's taxonomy places the organism in Eukaryota, Viridiplantae, Streptophyta, Magnoliopsida, Proteales, Proteaceae.
AUAAGUCGAAAAAAGGUUCUUCUUUGUUAUUUUCUUCGAGUAGGCGUUUUAGGGUUUCAGAGGACUCAGCAACUCUGCUCCGCAUCGGCGCCAAUGGCGGUCGUAGCUCAACCGGAAGUGAAGCUUUUCAACAGAUGGACGUUCGAAGAUGUUCAGGUUGGUGACAUUUCAUUGGUGGACUACAUUGGGGUGUCUCCAUCCAAGCAUGCCACCUACGUACCACACACAGCCGGGAGGUACUCCGUGAAAAGGUUCAGAAAGGCACAAUGCCCCAUUGUGGAGAGGCUGACCAAUUCUCUGAUGAUGCAUGGGAGGAACAACGGGAAGAAACUAAUGGCUGUCCGAAUUAUUAAGCAUGCUAUGGAAAUUAUUCAUCUCCUCACAGACUUGAACCCCAUCCAAGUAAUUGUUGAUGCAGUGAUCAACAGUGGGCCAAGAGAAGAUGCUACUCGUAUUGGUUCUGCUGGUGUGGUGAGGCGUCAAGCUGUUGAUAUCUCUCCUUUGAGGCGCGUUAACCAAGCAAUAUAUCUUCUUACAACAGGUGCUCGUGAGAGUGCUUUUAGAAAUAUCAAAACUAUAGCAGAAUGCUUGGCAGAUGAGCUCAUCAAUGCUGCCAAGGGAUCAUCCAACAGUUAUGCCAUCAAGAAGAAGGAUGAGAUAGAGCGAGUUGCUAAGGCCAACCGUUGAGAGGCAUUUAGUUUACUGAGGGUGCUGAUGGCACAAGGGAUCAUUUUUGUUCUGCUUCUGUUUAUUGAACUUUCCUGCAUAGUUGAUUAUAUGGAUCUUUUCCAGUUUUGUAGUAGGUAGUUUUGUUGCUAAAUAUGUAUUUUUGAUUUUGAGGAUUGUUGUGGGAUUCUCUUUUCAAGUAUCAAACAUUAGAUUAUCUUUCC